AUGCCGUCAUCUGUGUACAGAGACUACAGCGAGAGCCGUGAGAAUGUGGACGUGCUCAGCAACGGGGAGGGUGACGAUCGCAUCAUCGACGGUCUCCGCUACCCGCGUCCGGGGCGCCACAUUGAUCAGCUCGGGUUUGAGAUGACCACCCACGGAUUGCAUUUCCACGGCUCUGAUUGGGAUAUCCCGCUGGCGAAGAGGCGUGAUGAGCUCACCAAGUCCUUUAUGCAGGAUUCCAUGGAAGCCACAGGCGAGCCGGAGGAGAACAUCCGUAACCUUCGCUUCACUGUGACGCCGACGCACCUUGACGCUAAGCUAACGGUGCGCCACAAGAUCGAGGUGUCAAAGUCUGCGGUGCACAGAAUGCUGACCUCCGCCAAGUGGGCGCAUGUGAAGGGGCUCUAUGAGCCUCGGCAGAAGAUGCGUCGGCCGAAAGAGCCCGCCAUGGCCCAUGCCCGCCAUGGGGGAGCCCACGAAGAGCAGCCAAUGCUUGGUACGAACCGUCGGACACCUUCGCACAACCUUAGUUUCUUUGGUCGUGCCAACGUCGGUGCCAAUGGCCCUGAGUUCGAGGACCACGCCGACGAUGGCGAGGAGCCCGCCGCGUACGAGAAUCAGCAGAACGCGAAGGCGGAGCGCACCACGAGUGGCCUUUACAUCGCCGUCGGCCUUCGUGCGUAG
Leishmania braziliensis MHOM/BR/75/M2904 is the source of this 681-nucleotide messenger RNA. RefSeq lists its product as hypothetical. The record is from RefSeq and is a predicted model, not a curated record. The transcript has a single exon. NCBI's taxonomy places the organism in Eukaryota, Euglenozoa, Kinetoplastea, Trypanosomatida, Trypanosomatidae. The coding region runs from base 1 to 681 and encodes 226 amino acids.